GUUCCUGUUGCCGGCGUGCUAUUUUUAUUUCCUCCUUUCAUUAUUUUAGUAAACAAAGACAUCGGCGGUUCGGUGGCAGAACGUUUUUGCAGUUGAACGUUUCCGCAAAAAGAAAGCAGCUGAUUAUACCGUGAUGGCAGAAGGUGAACCGCAGGUGCAGUUCAAGUUGGUACUAGUGGGUGAUGGUGGUACUGGGAAGACAACAUUUGUUAAGAGGCAUUUGACAGGCGAAUUUGAAAAGAAGUAUGUGGCUACGUUGGGAGUAGAAGUUCAUCCUUUGGUAUUCCACACUAAUCGUGGUGCAAUCAAAUUUAAUGUUUGGGACACGGCAGGCCAGGAGAAGUUUGGAGGUUUGCGUGAUGGCUAUUACAUUCAAGCUCAGUGUGCCAUCAUCAUGUUUGAUGUGACAUCACGUGUCACUUACAAAAAUGUCCCCAACUGGCACAGAGACCUCGUUCGUGUCUGUGAGAACAUCCCAAUUGUACUGUGUGGCAACAAAGUAGACAUCAAAGAUCGUAAAGUCAAAGCCAAGUCCAUAGUAUUCCAUAGGAAGAAAAAUCUUCAGUACUAUGAUAUUUCUGCAAAGAGUAACUACAAUUUUGAAAAACCAUUUCUUUGGUUAGCCCGCAAACUUAUUGGUGAUCCCAAUUUAGAGUUUGUUGCUAUGCCUGCAUUGGCACCACCAGAGGUUUCCAUGGACCCAACCCUGGCAGCACAGUAUGAACAUGACCUUAAGGUCGCUUCCGAAACUGCUCUACCAGAUGAAGAUGAUGACCUCUAACAAGUUCACGUGUAUCUAGAUAAGGUUUCCCUCAGUGGCGUUCUUGUUUUGUUUUGUAAAGGGAAAAAAAAAGCCCAAGAAAGCCAAAAGUGCACUCGCAGGGUCAACUGCUUUAAACGUACCUUUUUUGGGAUAAGCGGGAGGAAAGGAUGUGCAAAUGAAAAAAUCCGACUUUGGACACCUUUUUAGAUCCAUUUGUUUUCAACUUGUGUUUCAGAGGUGUCCCAUGGUUAUUAGUUCCUGUGUGUUUUAAGCCGAGCUGUGUCCCAGGUCCCCCAGCAUUUAAAUAUCCUAACACUCGUUCUUUAGGUGUUCAUAGAAGUAGGAUAAACUCCAAAAGCCUGUCUGACGCCAUCUUUUACAUUCUGAGGCUGGACUCUGUAGUGCAAGUUAUGAUGCAAACCUGUUGCCAAAGACUAAAGUCGUGUCUAAUACAAUCUGUCGCUGUCGAGAAGCACUUCAACUGUUACAGUGUGAAAUGUAUUUUUGAUUUCUGUCAUUUGGACUUUCACACUUCUGGCAAAAAUUCAUGGCCAAGCUGCUCUGGUUUUUUUGUAAUUAUUGCUGAAAAUGAAAUGUAUAGUGUUUUGGUGUGUAAAAUAAUAAUAAUAAAAAAAUCCAAACCAGUAGAAGUCCAGCUCUUCAUCAGCAGUUACUGCAGGCAGUGAGUGUACGCUUGAAAUUUGUAACAUUUGGUUUUCAUGAUUUUUUUCCAAAACAUUUAAACUACACAUCUAGGUUUAUUAAUAUUUGUUCUUUGCUCUAGUGUUUUAAAAUUUUAUUUUUAUCUAGUCGAAGAUAAAUUAAUAAAGCAAUUGUUUCCACAUUA
Molecule: messenger RNA, 1610 nt
Organism: Polypterus senegalus (gray bichir)
Lineage: Eukaryota; Metazoa; Chordata; Cladistia; Polypteriformes; Polypteridae
Gene: ran
Product: RAN, member RAS oncogene family
Exons: 7
Coding region: 134-781 (215 amino acids)
Biological process (GO): protein import into nucleus; ribosomal subunit export from nucleus
Cellular component (GO): cytoplasm; nucleus
Molecular function (GO): GTPase activity; GTP binding
Source: RefSeq, a predicted model, not a curated record